CUUGGUGUGAGUGCGAUGAUUGAAUGUCUUUGAGUGUACCUAGUACUCCUAAACAGCCUGACAAUAGCUUCAAUAGUGUACGUGAUUGUACCACAUAAUACCCCGCCAUAAUUACCUCGGUCUGUCCUUCAGACAUUUGGAGGUGAAUCACUACGAGCGUCGAUUUCAAUCUGACCAAGUUCAAUAUAUGGUAUAUGUUGUGUUGGGCUUAGAGAAACAAGUCGGGUCUCCAAUAUGGCAUCACAGUUACCUACUUUUCCUAGAUUCGUGUUCACCAUCAUUGAGCCGAUUUCAUUGAUUGCUGGCGCUGUUGCACCUUUCAUAUCGCCGGACUGGUUUAUUGAGGAGCAGAUAUCGAUUACAAAACCUAUUGCCCAUACAGAUAAUUCUCGCCUCGUAGCACUGCAGCUGGGAAACGCCUAUGGGUUGCUGUUUUUGCUUGGGGUUGCCGUCCUUUACACGAGCUCAGAGUUGAAAGUCGUUCGGAAUUACUUAUGGGCUCUGUGGGUUGCGGAUCUGGGGCAUGUUGGUCUCACGGCUUACUUGCUGGGCUAUGAUAGAUCCUUGGCUGUAGCUGAUUGGAACGCCAUGACAUGGGGAAACAUUGGAGCUACAGUAUUUCUUUGCCUGACUAGAACAGCAUAUUUGCUUGGGUUCUUCGAUAACAAUACACAUACUUCCCUGGGCAGGAAAAAGACUAAUUGAUGUUGGCUAAGUUCCUUGAGUAGCAGUCUGGGGAGGUAUCCUCGCCCCGCAUUCAUGCAGUCAACCUCAUGAUCCUGUUGCAAUUUCUCGUGUCAUCAGAUCAAACCAUUAACCACGUCGAUAUUAGUAUAGCAAGGAGUCAAUUCAGCUUUAAAUUUCUAGCAACAUUUGAUUGUCAGGCUACGAUACACUUAAUGUUGUCGUAUUUCCAACCAAUCAUUGUGCCCAGUGUUUGUACGUAGCUGAUGUGUUAGUCAUGCAUUAAACAGGAAACCAAUAUCUAUUCUGUUGCGGGGCGUCACGUUCAACAGUGAUAAGGGACGGAACUUACGAGAAGGUGAUACUUUGGGGCAAAAACAAUAUCAAAUCUGGUAAACCACUUCAUAUAUAAGAAAGCAUUCCGACA
Messenger RNA from Truncatella angustata, 1111 nucleotides. RefSeq lists its product as uncharacterized. NCBI's taxonomy places the organism in Eukaryota, Fungi, Ascomycota, Sordariomycetes, Amphisphaeriales, Sporocadaceae. The transcript is spliced from 3 exons. The record is from RefSeq and is a predicted model, not a curated record. The coding region runs from base 235 to 705 and encodes 156 amino acids.